Molecule: messenger RNA, 1320 nt
Organism: Peronospora belbahrii
Lineage: Eukaryota; Oomycota; Peronosporomycetes; Peronosporales; Peronosporaceae
Source: the annotation of a GenBank genome assembly
AUGGUACGUGGUAAAAAGAUUGGCUUAGGCGAGUUCUUGGGUGACCAAGCAGCAGCUUACAUUCCUGAGGCAGCAUUACCCUCCGGUCCACGUGCUCGUGCCGAUGAUGAGGAUGGAAAUUAUCGUGGAGGCCGUGGCGGCGACCGUUUCGGUGGAGAUCGAUAUGCAGAGCGCGAGCAGUCGCGCAGCGAUCAAUCCGACCAAUGGCGGGGAGAUCGUGGUGGACGUGGAGGAGAAAAUGAACGUGGAGGAGGUAGUGAUCGUUUUGGACGUAAUGAGGCAAGUGGUUGGAAUUGGCGCGGUGGUGGUGAUCGCUUGAGCGGCCCUUCGCGCUAUGACCGUCCGUUGCGCGAUGAUUUUCAAGCUGAGGAGCGACCGGCGCACAUGCGUUUAAACCUUGCACGACGUGGUGAAAGCUCGAGUGAAGCACGUAAUAAUAGCGGUGGUGAUAAAUGGUCAGGCGCCUUUGGUGGAGGCAGUAGCGGUCGCUUUGGACGCGACGAUCGAGGUGGAGACCGCUUUGGACGUGACGAUCGCGAUGCCGACCGGUUUGGGCGUGAAGAUCGGGGUGGAGACCGGUUUGAUGGUGGAAGUCGUGCAACUGGACGGUUUGCUCGAAGUGCAGAUGAUGACGUCUCGUCGUCGAUUUCAAAUAUGCGCGUAAGCGCCCCGCAGGAACAAACACCAUCAGUGCAAAUACCGGACAAGAAAGUGCGUGCACAGCAGAAACGUGAGGAGCGCAAGAAAAGAGCUGAGGAGGAACGAUUGGCUGCUGAGGAGGCCAAGCGCGUGGCUGCUAAGGAGAAACAGCAGGCAGAGGAGGUUGCGGCUAAGAAGGCUGACAUCGAUCGAGAGACAAUGAAGCAAGUUCUUGCUAGCGGCAAGAAGGGCGAGGAACUGGCGGCUAUUGCUAAGGACAUCUUUGCUAAGAAUGGACGUCCGUGCGGUGCUGUACUCUUUGAAGCCGUGACGGCGGUGGCAGAAGACGUUGCCAAGUCGAGCGCUAACUGGAUUGCCAUGCCCGCGUACGGUGAAUUGCUAAAGCUCGGAAUGGAAGAGUCGGACAAGAAGAAUCAAAUAGAGGCAUUGUACGCCUUGCAGGUCUUCCUGAAUACGUACGACUUUCCCAAGGGUUUGCUCGAGAAAUGUUUUAUGGCACUGUACAGUCUUGACAUCAUUGAUGAAUCUGGUUUCUUUGAAUACAAGUAUGAUGUGGACCGAGACGUUCCUGGUCGUAUGAAGGCUAUUGUUCAGACUUCGACGUGGCUCACGUGGCUUGAGACGCCAGAAGAGGAAAGCGAUGAGGGGGACGAGGAAUAG